Messenger RNA from Spirodela intermedia, 1498 nucleotides. NCBI's taxonomy places the organism in Eukaryota, Viridiplantae, Streptophyta, Magnoliopsida, Alismatales, Araceae. The record is from the annotation of a GenBank genome assembly.
AUGAAGGAACCAGGGAGAGCCGGCCACCGCCAUUCCCCCAUCCUCUCCUCCCCAUUCUCGCCGGCCACUCCCCGUUUCGAUGCUCCGCCGACCAUCUCCCCGCGGCCACCCCGGAGGACUCCCGCGGGCAGAGCCUCCGCGGCCUCCUCGUCGAGAAAGCUGGCCGCUGGGAUCUGGCGGCAGCAGGUCCAGCUGGAGAGAUUCUCGCCGUGGGUAAGGUUUCCUCCGCUGAAUUUCUGGAUCUCUUCCCCGCUGGCAUAUUUCUAGGGCUUCCUGGUCCGGAUUCUUUGCGCGUUAGAUUACUCCCGGACUCCGAUGGAUUGUGAAUCUGAUGUAGUAAAACUCUGCAGAAGGAAUUAGGGUUUAUGAGGAUAACCUUCCUGGCCUUUGAUCAUCUAUUCUUCGAGAAACCAUUGCUUCAGAUGAAAUUAGGGUUUUAUAAUCGCUUACCCUUCUCGCAGGCCGUCCAUGGCCAACCGAGGCCCCCCUGCGUCUGCAAGCUCAAGAACUCACACAUCCACGGUGAUCCCGUUCCCAGUCUAAGCGGAGGCCUCCGGUUCAAGGUAGGUCAGCUCUUCGUCUUCCUCGUCUUCAUUGCCAGAGAGUUCCCAGAGCUUCCAGUGACCUCCAACUCCAUUGAUCCGGCUUGUUUUGGAUUCAGCACGAGCUGGCAAAUUUUGCGAUGGAGAGGGCCACGAGAUGGGACACCGGGAUCCCGGAAUCUGAGCUCACGAGGCUCCUCGAUCAUCUGAAUGUCGUCCCGGAUGAACAGCCACAUGGAAGGAUGACAUCGACGGCAGUAGAUCUCCGAGACGAGCUCGAUCAAGCUAGGGCGCGGGUGGCAGACCUCGAGGACGAGUGCGAGCUAUGGCAGAAGAAGCUCAGCGACCUCUACGAGAAGGCCCUACGACGGAGGCGAAAGGAGGAGAAGCUUGCUGCAAUGGCGGCUGAUCUGGAGGGGGAGCUGAGGAGGGAGAGGAAGGACCGGCGGUGGCUGGAGGCGGAGAAUAUCAAGCUCGCCGGUGAGGUUGCGGCGGCGGAGGCAUCUGCUUGGCGGCGCCUGCAGGAUUACGAAGAGCAGAAGAAAGAGAGGGAGCUCAUGGAGGAGGUCUGCAGGGAGCUGGUGGAGGAGGCCGACGGUGGCCGAGCAGAGAUCGAGGUGCUGAAGAGGGAGGCCAUGGAAAUCCGCGGGGAGCUCGAUUGGGAGAGGAGGAUGUUGCAGGUGGCCGAGGAUUGGCGUGAGGAGAGGGUCCAGAUGAAGCUGAUCGACGCGAAGCUCGCCAUUGAAGUGCAGCGCUCCCAAGUCAGCAAGCUUCGGCCCAUGUUGCAGAAGUUUUUGCGGGGAGAGGUGGUCUCUGUUGCAGAGGAAGAAGGUGAUGACAAUGGGGAUGAGGACGAUGGCGACAGCAGCUGGGAGGAGAUGCUGAGUCGGUCUGAGGAGCUCGACUCGAGCAUUCCCUCAAUUGGAACAGAGGGGGAGGUGAUGGCAGAAAGGUGA